Plasmodium fragile is the source of this 879-nucleotide messenger RNA. RefSeq lists its product as uncharacterized. The record is from RefSeq and is a predicted model, not a curated record. Gene Ontology annotation, molecular function: protein binding; RNA binding. The transcript has 3 exons. NCBI's taxonomy places the organism in Eukaryota, Apicomplexa, Aconoidasida, Haemosporida, Plasmodiidae. Bases 1 to 879 code for a protein of 292 amino acids.
AUGUCCGCCGCUAAUUCAACCAAAAUAUUUAUUGGAAGCAUCCCCAAGGAUGUUACAGAGGAGGAGUUAAAAACGGAGGCAUCCAAGUAUGGAGUGAUCACCCAAGUGUACUACGUGCCCGCCACGGUACAAAGCCCCAGGGGAUGGGCGUUCAUUACGUACAAGCAGAGGUCCGAAGCAUACAAAGCCAUCGAGGCUCUGGAUUACAAGUGCAUAUUUCCUAACAGCCAACGACCACUAGAUGUUAGAUUCGCUAGCUACAAGAAUAACGCCACGACGGAACCACAACCAGCGCCAAAUAAAAGCAUUUGGCAAAAGCACGUAACGUCAGAUGGGCACACAUAUUAUUACAAUUCUGUAACUGGUCAUUCUCAAUGGGAAAAACCCAAGGAGACAGUUGCUACCCCUUCCCCAGUCAUUCCAGGAAAGACUGGCACCGCCAUGCCGUAUGGUCCUCCUGGUGCCAACGUGUUCGUUUUCCACGUGCCAUCACAUUGGACUGAUAUGGAAUUGUACCAGCACUUCCAACACUUCGGAUACGUACUGAGCGCUCGAAUUCAAAGGGACUCGAAUGGAAGAAACAAGGGCUACGGGUUUGUGAGUUUUAACAACCCGGAGUCAGCUCUGAAUGCAAUCAAAGGCAUGCAUGGAUUUUACGUCUCGGGCAAGCACCUAAAAGUGCAAUUAAAAAAGGGAGAGGAACAUUAUAUGCAAUUAAAUGCCCCAACACAGCCACAACUAACUCCCGCACAACCCUACACAGUGCAACAACCCAUCAUGGGGACCCCCCAACAGCCUUACAUGGCCCAUAUGAUUUACGGAAGUAUGGAUUCGACCAACCAGAUGCGCUACAAUAACUCGUAUUCUUUGAGUAGAUAA